AUGGCAUCCCGUCAAAACCCCACGCUUUCCCCUUCUUCAACAGCUCGCGACCGUCUCUCCUCCAUCUCAUCACACAUCAUGGGUCCCUCCAAUCCCUCCGUCUUCACCACCGCUACCGUGGCUGCCGCCCCCGAAGAUCCUCUCUUUGGCCUGAUGAAGGCUUAUCGAGAGGAUCCCUCGGACAAGAAGGUUGAUCUAGGUAUCGGUGCCUACCGUGACAAUAAUGCGAAGCCUUGGGUUUUGCCCGUCGUCAAGAAGGCCGAUGACGCAAUCCACAAUGAUCCCAGUCUCAACCACGAAUACCUCUCCAUUGGCGGUUUGCCCGACCUCACAUCCGCAGCUCAGAAGCUCAUCGUCGGUGCUGAUAGCCCCGCCAUCCAAGAAAAGCGGAUCUGCACUCUCCAAACAAUCUCCGGAACUGGUGCCGUCCACCUUGGUGGCCUUUUCCUCUCCAAAUUCCACCCUCAAAAGCCUACAAUCUACCUCUCCAACCCAACAUGGGCUAACCACCACCAAAUCUUCUCCAAUGUCGGCCUCAACAUUGCAACCUACCCUUACUUCUCCACAAAGACCAAAGGCCUCGACUUCGAUGGCAUGAUGUCAACCAUCCAAUCCGCCCCAACAGGCUCCGUCAUCCUCCUCCACGCCUGCGCCCACAACCCCACAGGUGUUGACCCAACCCAAGACCAAUGGCGCCAAAUCGCCGCCGCCAUGCGCGCCCGCUCGCACUUCCCCUUCUUCGACACCGCCUACCAGGGCUUUGCAUCCGGUGACCUCGUUCGUGACGCAUGGUCAAUCCGGUACUUUGUCGAGCAGGGCUUCGAGCUCUGCGUUGCGCAGAGCUUCGCCAAGAACUUUGGUCUGUACGGUGAGCGGACGGGUGCGUUCCAUUUCGUUUCGGCGCCCGGUACCGACGCCGCGGCCGGCACCGCGCAUGUGGCUAGUCAAUUGGCUAUUUUGCAGCGGUCGGAGAUCUCCAAUCCGCCUGCUUAUGGCGCGCGGAUUGCCAGUCGGGUUUUGAAUGAUCCUGUGCUCUUCAAGGAGUGGGAGGAUGAUUUGAGGACCAUGAGCGGCCGCAUUUUGGAGAUGAGGGCUGGUUUGAAGGAGAGAUUAGAGAAGAAGGGGACGCCGGGAUCUUGGGAGCAUAUUACCUCGCAGAUUGGAAUGUUCUCGUUUACUGGGUUGAGCGAGAAGCAGGUCCAGACUUUGCGGUCCAAGUGGCACGUUUAUAUGACUAAGAAUGGUCGUAUUUCCAUGGCUGGUUUGAACACACAUAACAUUGAUUACUUCGCUGAAGCGGUUGAUAGUGUUGUGCGUGAGAGUCUGUAG
Penicillium verhagenii is the source of this 1329-nucleotide messenger RNA. RefSeq names its product aspartate aminotransferase. Gene Ontology annotation, cellular component: cytosol. Gene Ontology annotation, molecular function: L-aspartate:2-oxoglutarate transaminase activity; pyridoxal phosphate binding. The coding region runs from base 1 to 1329 and encodes 442 amino acids. The transcript has 4 exons. Gene Ontology annotation, biological process: L-aspartate biosynthetic process. Lineage: Eukaryota; Fungi; Ascomycota; Eurotiomycetes; Eurotiales; Aspergillaceae. The record is from RefSeq and is a predicted model, not a curated record.